Temnothorax curvispinosus is the source of this 4718-nucleotide messenger RNA. Its product is annotated as retinoblastoma-like protein 1. The record is from RefSeq and is a predicted model, not a curated record. Gene Ontology annotation, molecular function: RNA polymerase II transcription regulatory region sequence-specific DNA binding. Lineage: Eukaryota; Metazoa; Arthropoda; Insecta; Hymenoptera; Formicidae. Gene Ontology annotation, biological process: regulation of transcription by RNA polymerase II; negative regulation of G1/S transition of mitotic cell cycle; cell differentiation. The transcript has 9 exons. Gene Ontology annotation, cellular component: chromatin; transcription regulator complex; nucleus. The coding region runs from base 1 to 3123 and encodes 1040 amino acids.
AUGGGGCAGUCGGACGAUAUUGAGGAUUCGAUGUACGGGCGGCACCAGGAUCUUUGCCAGAAGCUGAAUAUGGAUGCGACCGCCGCGUCCGAGGCCUGGAAAUCCUAUGAGACUAUCCGGCAGAACUACACCCUUGAGGGUGACCAGUUGCACUGGAUAGGAUGUGCAGUAUACGUAGCUUGUAGAAAAUUCUCUAUACCUACAGUAGGAAGACCAGGUACUAAUGUAGAAGGCAACUGCGUGUCGCUGACCCGUCUCUUGCAACUGUGUAAUCUGCCACUGAUACAGUUCUUUACAAAGAGCAAAUCUUGGGCAGAUAUGGCAAAUAUGCCACAGGACUUUCGUGCCAGGAUAGAAAAGCUAGAAGCUAAUUUCUCAGUAUCCAUGGUUAUAUUUAAAAAAUAUCAGCCGAUAUUUGCUGAUAUAUUCAAGGAUCCACGAGAGGAUACCUCUAGACCACCUAGAUCUAGGAGGCACAAAGCGGUGCCCUGUACACCCAGCAGGGUCUUUGAAUUCUGCUGGACGCUCUUUAUAUGCAUAAAAGGUGCAAUUCAUGAUAUCUCUGACGAUCUUGUUAACUCUUACCACCUCUUGCUGGUUUGCUGUGAUCUUGUAUACAACAACGCUCUAUUGGCUAACAGAAAAGACUUGCUGAAUCCUAAUUUUCCUGGCUUACCAGCAAAUUUCAACGAUGAUAAUUAUACUUCACCACAAACACCAAAUUGCAUUAUUAAUUUGCUGUGUGAGCGUCAUGAUGCAAUUGCUGUUGAGGCUAAAGCCAUAAAGGAGUACUGUGUGAAGAAUUAUAUCAACAAGUUAUUUAAUGAAAGGAUCUUGCGUGGUGAUCAGUCAAAUUUCUCCGGUAUGCUAGAGGCGUUGAAUUUUGAUGGUAAUAACAAGGCCAUUAACAAAUCUUAUGAACAGCGUAUGCUAAGUGUCGGAGACUUUGAUGAAAGAAUUUUCUUAGCGGAAUGGAGAAGAGUAAAUUUGAGUGAUGUAUCAAAAUCAGAUAUAUUUGACCAAAGUGGUGCUAAGCAUGUCCAGUUUAGUAAACAUGAAGUCUUACAAGGCCAUGACGCUAAUGAAAACAUUGGUUCUCCUACGCAAAUGAUGAACAUUGAAGAUUUUCACGAACGAUUGCAAAUGAAGAGAGAACAACAUGCUGGGCAGAUACAAUAUUUGGCACCUCCUACGCCAUUGACCGGACGUAAAUACCUUCGAUCGAAGGACAUGUCUAAUAUAACACCAGUGACUACGGCAACUCAAAGUGUUAUUAAGUUACAAGCUUUGAUAGCUGGACAAUCUGCUCCAAGCGAAAGUCUAUUACAGAUGCUCAAAAACUGUUCUCAAGACGUUAAAUCCUUACUUGAGGCAAAAGUUAAACAGAUUGGUGAACAAUUUUGUGCAAACUAUAAUAAUAAUAACGCAAAUAUCACUAAUAUAAAUAACGGUCCAUCUGACUUUGGAAAGAAGCGCCUUCUCAUGGGACAAACCCUGUUUUACAAACUUCUAGAAAUGAUUUUAAACGACGAGAAACGCAAAAAACCGAAUGAUGACAUAACUAAUCUUCUUUUGAACGAAGUCUUUAUCCAAUGCCUUUUUGCCUGCUGUCUUGAAAUAGUUAUAUAUUCAUACAAAAGCAAUGAUAAGAUAUUCCCCUGGAUAUUGAAGGCUUUGAAUCUGGAUGCUUACUAUUUCUAUAAGGUCAUAGAAAUUAUAGUAAGAGCCGAAGAUCAAUUGUCGCGAGAUGUUGUCAAGCACUUGAAUCAGAUUGAAGAGAAGAUUCUGGAGUCCUUGGCUUGGCAAAGUGAUAGUCCUUUGUGGCAAACUAUCGAGUCUUUGCCGGAUGGUGUGCCGAGUUGUGAGGAAGUUUCUUUGCCUGGUACUUUGGAAACUACUGAUCCGAACGCUCUUGGUCAACCUGUAUUAAGACGGAUUGCUUUAGAUCGGGAACGUACUCAUCAUGAUGUUCAACAAAGUCCAAUUUCAUCCGCUUCGGAAAGAUUUCAGUCUCCUAUCGCAGCAUCUGGUGUAGCAAAGAAGCGAUUAUUUUCCGAGACCAGAAUCACCGGUCAAAGCGUCCUUCGUGUUGGGCAGAGUGUGUUGUCCUCUAAUAGAAUGGUAUUAGACAAUGGUCAAAGGAUACUCUUAGUACCCGAUCAAAUUACUGUUUCUAAAGCGUCAGGCACACAAGCGUUAAAUAAUUCCGCACAAGCGACGAACAAAGAUGCGGCUAAACCGAAGAGGACGGGCUCCGUUGCACUGUUCUUCCGAAAGUUUUACAAUCUUGCGUGUGUACGUAUGCAGGACUUGUGCAAUUCAUUGGAGAUAUCGGAUAACGAUAAGAAAAAGAUAUGGACAAUCUUUGAAUACUCCAUCAAGGAACGUACUAAAUUGAUGAAGGACCGGCAUCUCGAUCAGAUCUUAAUGUGUGCAAUUUAUGUAAUAUGUAAACUGGUCAGGAUGGAGAGAAACUCGUUCACGGAAAUUAUGCGGUGUUAUCGUCUACAACCGCAGGCGGAGUCACAUAUAUAUAGAUCGGUGCUUAUAGAAAAAGUUUCUAAUGACGGUGAUCCAGGGACAACUGGUAACGAAAGAUCGGAGGAUAAUACUAUGUUAGGGGAAAAUAUGACUCCACCAACGCCGACAAAUAUGGCCGGAACGUCGCAAAACUUUGAUGGAGAGAUACGCGGCGACUUAAUCAAGUUCUAUAACACGAUGUAUGUUCCGCAGGUCAAGGAAUUUGCGAACAAAUUCGGAUCGGCUCGCGGUAGCGUCAUGAAUCUCUCGUUGAGUCCUUUACCGAAAGGAAAGGCACCUGCUAAUUCUCCAGUGAGACGUGUCACUAGUAGUAUUAUGACACGCACUCUAGAUCCGAAGGCUAUCAGUGCAUCACCGGCGCCGCAAUUAAGUUAUUGCUUCAGUCGUAGCCCUGCUAAGGAUUUAGAAGCUAUCAAUAAGAUGAUGAUUUCUGUGGACGCGAAAAAAAGUGUAGGAAAGCGAUUACUUACCGAUGACACGGAUGUAGAAAUGACGGAAGGUUCAUCUCCUAAAAAAACUGCAACUUUUGUUGCACGGAAAUUAGAAAAUAUUAUUGGAGAACGACGAACGCAAAAUCAAUAAGCGGAAUGUGGUAGAAUGACGAUGUCAGUCGUAGUUUAUGGAUGAGGACGAGGAGUAUGUUUAAUCUGUUUUUAUUUGCAUACAAAUUGAUUUGCAAAAAAUGAAGAAACCUAUAUGAAAUAGAUGAAAGCCAGUCUCUUGGCUGUCUUCUGGCAUAAAUGUGAGAUGUUCGUUUCUCAGUAUAGUCAUUCUAGAAAAUUGGAAAAGCCCAAUAAAAUAUCGUUCACAUCAUAUAAGGAUGCUGUAAUGUUUGUAAUUUUAUUUAGUGUAAAGUCAGAAUUCAAUUUCCAGUAUUCUUUGUUGACUUUUAUCUUACCAGAGUAGACUUUUUUGUUAAUUUAUAAUUUACAGAACCAAACUGUCUUUCGAAUAGUAUAAAACGCAAAGUCGUGUAAUGUGGAUUAUAACUUUGAAACACGCAUAUUACACUUUCCAUGCAUUAUGUUAUUGUUAACAUGGAACAUUUUUAGAAUCAUUUGAAAACAAAUAUGACUUUUUUUAAUGUGUCUACUGUUGCCUUUUGAUCAUGAUUGUUAUGUAAAAUUAUCCUUAGAAAUAGGAAAAGUAAAAACAUGUACAUCCAUAUAUUCUAGUGAUAAUUAGUUUUGUGAUAAAAUUGCUGGCGAUUUUGUAGAAUAUUCGCCAGUGAUUCUAUAAAAUCAUCGGAAAUUUUAAAAGUUAGGAUUGUCGAAUUAAUUAUUUUCAGCGUACAUAACAUAGAUUUAAAUAGGAAAUUAAAUAGGAAAAAUCGCAAAAAACAUGGUAGUAUUAUCAUGACAAUAAAUUUGUAAUUCACACUACGAUAUACGAAGUGGUCUACUGACAACGAAAAAAAUUAUUUUAAUGAUAGAUUUUUAGACGGAAACUUGAAACUGAUUCUUCUCGAACAUUUUUAUUAUGAUUUAUCGUAAUUAUUUACUUUUUAACAUAAACUCUAUUGCGUUAACAAAUAUUAAGUAAAUAUUCUAUUCAAUUAAAGUCAAAUAAGCUGAGUAAUAUUUUGGUAUUUAUUUACGUUUCCGAAAUUUUGGAUCCAUCAAAAAUUCUUUAAUCGCUUUUGACUCACGAAAUAUAUUAAUCACUCGAUAAAAAAAUUAUUGGCUUUUUAAUUUUGGAUUUAUAGUAUCUACCAUUAAAAUACUAUCCAGUUGCAAUGGACCAUUCUGUAUACACAUAUUUUGAAUUUGUAAAGUUGAAUAAAAAAUAUGAUAUUAAUUAUAUAAAUAACUCUUGUUUUUUAUUGUUGUGAUCAGCUCGUUAUUUGCAUUAUAUCUUGUAAAGGUAAACCUAGUCAAUAUUUGUGAAGUAUUUGGUAUGUAUCUUCCACACUGGAAAUUGUUCUGACUAUUCCAAAUAUUAUGAUUUAUCAAAAAAUAAAAUUACGACAUUUUUUUCUGUUCCGCGAUCAAAAUCAUAUACAAAAGUCUAUAAAUAAAUAUAGUUUCAACCGCUUGAUAAAAGUAGACUUAACGAUAAAAUUGAACGGCUAAAACAACGAAUACUCACAGCAAAUACAAAUGUUGAGUAAUAGUUUUCUUAAAUUUAUUUUCUUUAAAAGAAAAACAUUGAUCCAAAUAAAUUGGAGAUAAAACCAA